Prorocentrum cordatum is the source of this 1669-nucleotide messenger RNA. The record is from the annotation of a GenBank genome assembly. NCBI's taxonomy places the organism in Eukaryota, Dinophyceae, Prorocentrales, Prorocentraceae.
CUGUUUUACAAUAUGAGUAGGGGCGAUCACCAUCUCCUCCGUAGCCAUUCUGGCUCAAGCUGUUUUGGGUGAAGCGUCGGGGCUCGAGCGACGCCGCGGCCGCAGCGGGCAUGGCGGACCUGGUGUCGCAGGCCCGUGAUGCGUACUUUGCGACGACGGGCUCGGGUGCAGCCGUGGUCACCGUGGCCACUUUGUUGCUUUGGCACUGGCUGCGACAGCGCCAGCAGCAUUCGAAAAGUGGCGUCCAGCACACGGACCGCAGGAGUGCCACCGCGGCGCUGGAGAAGCAGUCGGGACAGCGGGUCGGUGGCAGCACGGCGGCGCAAGACGCCGUCGCCUGCUGGGCGCUGGGUAUUGGGCGUUACAAGCAUUGUGGCCUCCGCGGAGAUCCGAUGGCUUCCACCGAGCUGCCAGUGCUCUCGCGGACGAACAUUGACAUCCCACUGCCGGAGCUUGGCGCCGAGCGUCGGGAGAAAGUGGACUCUCUGUCUCGCCGCGUCGAGGACCUCACUGAGCUUGCCAUGAAAGGGCCCGGUCUGGGCGGCCACCGCACGGACGGGUCCACGCUGGUGCGGUACCUCCGCGGGAACAAGUGGAACGUGGACAAAGCGGAGAAGCAGCUCCGCGCCGCCGCCAGUUGGCGGCAGCAGGGCGACAUGGACAGGAUUUUCACGAGUUGGGACUUGGAAGCCUACGAGCGUUGCUUGGCCCCGUGGUGGCUAUCUGGCGGCCUUCUGGGCCAUGGCAAGCACGGCCAGCCCGUGGCGAUAGAGCGGAUAGGGCACUGCAGGUUCCCUGACCUCGUCAAAGCCAUGCCUUGGGAGGUGCUGCUGAGAAUAGAUAUCGUGUUCUGCAACCGGCUCCUCGGCGCACUGGAGGAGGACGCACUGCGCCGAGGCAAGCCUCUAGCGCCAGCUCUCAUCAUCAUAGAUGUCCACGGCUUCGGGCUGGAUCAGGCACAGUUCCAGGCCGCGCGGACAUUGGCCCGGAUCGUAAAGAGCCGCAACCUACUCCUCACGGAGGUGACAGACAAGGUGCUCAUCAUCGGGGCCCCGCCCGUCUUCCAAAGGGCCUGGUCGCUCUUCAAUUACCUGCUGGACCCCGGGACCCGGGACAAAUUUGAGGUGGUUGGCGGUGCAGAAGAUACCUUGCAGGUGUUGAGACAGUAUUUGGACGACGAUGUUAUACCCGAGUACCUUGGGGGCAAGUUUCACAUUGGCGGUGACCCAGAGUGUUCGCUGCAGCUCGCGCCAGGCGGCCCCCCGCCGCAGCAGGCGAUCGACCGCUUGCUGGAGCUCACGGUUUGCAAUGGCGUGGUGUUGCCCGCGGCGAAGGAGUGCUUGGCCAAAGCGGCUUCUUGUUCGUCCCGCUCCACCUCUCCUCGAAGUGCCGCCGGGCCCACCCAGGAAGAGGACGCCAAGCCCAGGUGGUGCUGCGGCACCUGACUUCCCCACACCCUCGAUGAGCGAUCAGCCCGCUUAGGCCGCCAUUGGCAGCGAUCCCAAACGGAGAGCGCCUGCCGAGUCUCGAUGUACUGUUUGAGGAACCAGUUUGAAGGCUUGUUCCCGUCAUCAAGGUUUUGAAUGUGGAGUCCUGGGCACAUCUUGGGGCCGUCUGGGGGCACCCUUGGUAGCCUCGGGGGCCAUCGUGGGGUCAGCCUGGAGGAGAU